Messenger RNA from Tremella mesenterica DSM 1558, 4050 nucleotides. RefSeq lists its product as uncharacterized. Gene Ontology annotation, biological process: protein localization to nuclear inner membrane; protein import into nucleus; transcription-dependent tethering of RNA polymerase II gene DNA at nuclear periphery. The transcript has 15 exons. The record is from RefSeq and is a predicted model, not a curated record. Gene Ontology annotation, cellular component: nuclear pore inner ring; nuclear pore. Bases 1 to 4050 code for a protein of 1349 amino acids. NCBI's taxonomy places the organism in Eukaryota, Fungi, Basidiomycota, Tremellomycetes, Tremellales, Tremellaceae. Gene Ontology annotation, molecular function: structural constituent of nuclear pore.
AUGUCAAACUUAUUUCAAUCCCUCAUACCUUCUCGUCAACCCAAUCCUACUUCUCAACCUCUCUAUCCACAUCUUCCUCAAAUAGCUCAGAGCGGUGCGAACUGGGUGAGUUCUCAUUUACCUCAUGGAGGGAUAUCAAGUGGGAAUGGAAUGUCUCAACCCUCGACAGGAGCUGCUCCUGGUCAAAUGGGACAGUAUGGGCAACCGAGUCAAGUUGAACAAACUAGUCAAAUGGGACAAGUCAGUCAAAUGGGACAACAAAACAUGUGGAAUAACAUCAAUCCUCAACAAAUGACUUCCAGUCAACAAUCUCAAUAUGGAGGAGGAUCAGGAUCAGGAACUUAUGGAGGUGUAUCCGGUGGUCAAGGAGGAAUGAUAACUACAACUACAACCGGUACUGGAACGGGAGGAAUGACAACAACGACAGGGAUGUCAUAUGGAGGUAUGAUACAAAGUGGAAAUACUACUAAUUCAGUAACGAAUUGGUCAACGUAUCAACAUUCAUCUUCUCAACUUAUCCCACAACCAUUAGAGAUCGUAGGUAAAGAUGAAGAUCCCGUUUAUGGACCUUUGAGUAGAGCUAGAGGUAAAGUUGAAAGAGCUUUGAAUGGGGAUAAUGAGAUAUCACCGGAUUUAGGGGAUUGUUUAGAUCGAAAUAAUCCUGAACCUUAUGUACCUCCACCUGGAGGAUCGAACGCUUUUAGACCGAUAAGAAUCACGAAGACUACGCCAUUACCGGAUGCUUUACAUCAAGAGUUGAAUUACAAACAUCUGACGGCGAAAAUGGGCUUGUUCGAAGAAUUGGAGAGAGCGUGGUUCACAGUGGACAACAAAUUAUUCUUAUGGAAUUACAAUGAUGGGCGAGACUUCAGUCGGUAUGACGAACAAAGCGAAACUAUCGAAGCUGUAGCUCUUGUCAAAGCUCGCAAAGACGUAUUCGUAGACGACAUCACUCACGUUCUCCUGAUCUGUACAUCAUCACGUGCUACACUCCUCGGACUAUCAAGAUCUCCUCAAGGCGAAUUGAGUCUAUACCAAACCAGUCUCACAGUGGACACACCAACUACUAUGGUCAGUAUACACGGUAGCGACUCUGGAAGGAUAUUCAUGCUUGGUCUCAAUAGAGAUUUGUACGAGUUGGAAUAUUCUGGAGAAGGGGGUUGGUUCUUUGGGAGUUCCACAAGGGUCAUUCUGCAUAACCGAACAAGUGGAGCGUUGAGUAACUGGGUACCGACGUUUUUAUCAUCGCAGAACCGAGAAGGUAUUCAAUCAUUCGUCAUAGACGCCCCGCAGAACAGACUAUUCACUCUCCAUACUACCGGAGUGAUAGAUCAGUAUGAUAUUUCGGGAAGCAACUUUAUACUCAAGAGCAAGUUCCUCACCCUCAAACGAGAUCUUCAAUCCAGGGGUACACCUCUGUCGAGUCGAAUCGUAGGCAUUUUCGUCGUUGGAAGCCACGAAUCACGUCGUGUGGGAUUAAUGGCUGUGGCGGACAAUGUCAUUGUCAAACGCUCGACCACGAAGCUGACAGGUUAUUUAGGGGUUCGGGUCUACUUCACAGUCUACCCUUCAGGAUUUGGGCCAGUGUUUUACCGUUUCCCACCUCAACAUCUCCAACUUCGUCUCGCCGACCAUUCUUUUUAUUCCUCUGGAACUUUCAUAGGUGUUCAACAUCCCACCUCCUCUCCUACCCCAGUUUCUCAACUCACUUUCUUCGUUCCAAAUCCAGGAAGACAAUCCUCCGGCCGGGAAAAUUUCGAAAAUUACGAACCUUCAGUGUUACAAGAAUGGCCUGUCCAAGAUGAAAUUUCAAGUCAAGUAUGGACGAUAGUCGAAGCUCAUUCUACCAAUCCUGCCUUUUCCCCACCUUCACUCCGUCGAACAGACGGUAUAGCCGUUUCACCUCUUCCAAGACAAUCUACUACAGAAGCCAGACAGUUCUUGAUCUUAGCUACCAGUGGUCUCUUCUGGGCAGUUCAACCGCGACCGGUGGACAUGCUCCAAUCCUCUUUGGAUUCUGAGAAAGACGCUGGGGUCAACAUUGCUCGUAUGACCUUUGGGAAGAAUCAAUUAGGAGCAAUGGGUAUAAUGUUAGGUUCUCAAGCGGAUUUAAAACAAUCUGACUUACAUUCCUCUGUCAAUAGUAUACUGCUUCAAGCUGGUCAACCUUUGAUUAAGGACGGUACAACUGGUCGAUCUAUCGUGUAUUCUUCACGACAUGAUGGAUUGGCUUUGAUAUUGGCUAGAUUUUUGAGACCCAUAUGGAAUCUCAGGGUCACAGUUUCGGUCAUGGGGAGACAGGUGUUGAAUGUUCCAGAAUCUCAAUUACUGGUGGUGCAAGGAAGAUUGGAUCAAUUACGGCGGUAUAUUGAAGAACAUCCGUUUCCGAGACAUCAAGCGGAGGGCGAUGCGAAAUUGGCUUGGGAUCAAGAAGAAUUGUCAUUGCAUGGAAUGGGAGUUUUGGUAAAGCAGGCUGUAGAGGCGAUAAGUUUCGUUUUGCUUUUGGCGGAUUAUAAAAUAUCCGAUGUCAUCGCGAGAUGUGACGCUCAACUCCAAUCAACCCUUCUCAAUCUCACAUACCAAGGUCUUUUGACAAGUUUGGACGGACGUGAAGUAGCCAGAAAAUUAGUCACUGCCUUGAUCGAACAACAAAUCGGUCAAGAACUCGGUAUUGAUAGUUUGAGUGAGAUCUUACAACAACGUUGUGGAACUUUCUGUCAACCUGGAGAUGUGGUUUUGUACAAGGCCGAAGAAAACAUUCGUAGGGCUGAAUCUUCCCGUGAUGUGCAAGAACGUUUCGAAGCACUCGUCGAAUCUCUCCGUUUAUUCAACAAAGCAGCUUCGUCAAUUCCUACUUCCAGAUUGAAAGAUAUAUCAGCACGGUAUCGCGCCAUGCAAUAUACUCCAGGAGCUGUUGAACUUCCUCUCAACUGUGCUGCUAAUGCUGAUCCUCAUGAUCGAGCGAGGGAAUAUGUGAGAGAUGGUAGACAUCCUGCUGAUCCGAGGAAAGCUAUGUAUGAUUUGAGGAUGGAAUGUUAUGGUUUGGUCGUUGCUGCUUUAGGAGCGUAUGAUGAGAUGUUGGAUGAGAGUACUGCGAGGGGGGAUGCUACCGGAGCGGCUUCAGCGGGACAGAAACGAAAUGAAGCUUAUGCCAUGGCUAUUGCGUCGGACGAUGAAUUGUUCCAUUUCUACUUGUACGACUGGCAUGUCGUUCGUGGGCUUCAUGAACAGUUGUUAGAGUUCGACACUCCUUAUAUCGAAGAAUACCUCAGAACCACCAGUAGUGAUCUUGAAGAUCGACGAGAUUUACUUUGGAAAUUCUACGCUAGAAGGGAAGAAUGGUUAUCAGCCGCUCACGCUUUACAUAAUCUCGCCACCAGACCUAGUCCAAUGUCACUCCAAACCCGUCUAGCAUAUCUAGCUCAAUCUCUUACUUCGGCAAAAUCAGCAGUAUCCCUAACUUCCCCCGACGUAGAAUUCAUAAACUCCUUAUCUGAUCUACUCGAAGUCACUCAAGUCCAACUUGAGAUCCUACACUCCAUCCAUUCUCUACCCAUUUCUACCGAUCCAAACGUACAAACCGCCUUAGACGAAUUGAACUCUUCUCUUUUGGGUUUGGACGAACUAUGGCAUAAAUACGCAGCGCCUUAUCGGUUAUUAGAAAGUUUAUUAGCUAUUUUAAAAGUUAGUGAUAAUAGGGUAGAUGAUGUUUGUGAAGCUGUUUGGAAUCAAUUGAUUGAAGGAUGUGAAGAACCUAAAGAUGUUAGUGUUUCUGAAAAGAUUAUUGAUUUAUGUAGAAGGUUUUAUCCUUCUGAAGCUGCUCCGUUGGAUAUCAUCCUCCCAAUCAUUUACUCUCAAUGCGCUUUGAUUUCCUCGGCGGAAGGAAUGGCUACUCUGGCUUUAUUAGAUGGUGGUAUACCCCUUCGAGAUAUCUGGGAAACUCUCCGAAUCCUCACCGAACAAGCUGAAGAUGAAAUAGCACACACUUACCUCGCUGAAGAGUCAUACCUUCUGCAGAAGUGGAAAGAUACGCUUCUGCUUAUUUGUUAA